GUCUCGUCGGCUCCUCGACGACUGGCGACGGGCCGUGGAGAUGUGGGAGGCGACGAGAUGGCAGUGACGGAGACCGAAUUCCACGCCAAGGCCGAAGUCUCUCUCCAGCAGAUCUUUGAGUCCUUGGACGCCAGUAACUUGGACUGUGUCGACGAUUUGGGCUACGAGGAUGGCGUCCUGACUGUCAAGCUGGAAGGGGGCAGAACAUUUGUGAUCAACAAGCACUAUGUCACUCGUCAGAUUUGGUACGCCUCGCCGGUCUCUGGCGCGCUGUAUUUCAACCUCCAGGCAGAUCAGACCUGGCGAACCAAAGAUGCGAUGGAGCUGGGCAAGUGCUUUUUGCAGGACUUGAUCCAGGUUUGCCCUGAAGCGCAGGAACUGGACCCUGCAAAGUUUUAUGCCUGAGCAGAUUCGCAUUUGGCCCAAGAAAGCCAGCGCAGCUUGUUGCUGGACAAUCGACCCACAAUUGUUUGCAUUUAUGGUCACAAACCAGCAGAAGAGUACGAGUAUACCAUAUUGCCAGCGGCUGCACUAAGCCGGGCCGCAUUGCUCUGAAAAUGCACAAAGGGCGAUGCAUCUGAAAGGAAGACGAAGGCGACUGUAUCUGAGUUCUAUCUUAUAUAACACAUAUUUUGGCAGAUGACGAACGUCUACAAAAAACGGGCAGUCUCAAAGGCCUUGAACGCUGAGAAUGAGGAGGACACCGUCGAGCUCUCACACAACCCCAAGGACCCCUUGGUGGGCUACGCCUUCAAAAUCCAGGCAAAAAAAAAACAUGUGGAGCGGAAGCAAACGCACGAGACACGAGACACGAGACACGAGACGCACGAAUGUCACAAUGCCGGAACACCCUUCUCGGCAUGACUUCGGACAAUUCAUAGAAAGCAUUCUACAAAGUACCCUUUACAACUCCAUUCAUUCCACAGACUGAUGUUUGAAUUGAUCACACUCCUGUGUUUUUGUUUGCCCCACCGCGCUGCAGAUAUCCCUUUUUGAGCAAAGAAGUGGAUGUUGAGCGAUAUUUCCUGUCCCGGGACCUGUGUGAGAAAGAGCCUAAAACACCUGAAGACAUGGGAUUCAACGUAAUGUUCUUGUACAUAGACAGUGUUUAUGUGGGUCUAGUAUAGGGCACAGUUUGACUGUUCUACCCCAAAGUGUUGCUUGGCAAACCAAGUAUUUCAUAUCCCUGGAUACUGGAAUGUUGCAACCACAAUACUGUCCUGAGUCCAGAAAGAACGCUGAGCACAAGAUUAGCCCUUUCAUCAUUGUAUCCGCAUGCUCGCACUGGUCUCAAGUGACAAGCAAGGGUCAAGGCUAUGGUUGCUCGUUAAAAGCGAGGACCAUCCACUAGCCGGGCAAGUGACCUACAUGCGGGUGAUUGACUUAGCUCCUCUUGCGGUUUUGCAGAGUUGUGUGCCACUCUGGCCUCUAUGCGUGUCAAACAUUUUGCUUUGUAUGCCAAAUCGCAAAAAGAUCUGGUUGCCCAGUAAUCAGCUGCACAAGAUCAGCCUGCUGGCAUUGCUGUUUCCGUUGCAUCGUGUAUUGGCAAGGUAUACCAGGGCAAAAUUGGAAAAGGCGAUUCCAUCGCAUCUUGGCAAUCAUUCUGUCCGACUUAUGGCUUUGAGGCUAUCAAAGGAUUAGAUAGAUUCGUUCUACUUAAACCACCAAUCCAAGCAGUUCUUCAGGUGAAUAUGAUGAAUGACAAGAGGACCAUCGUGGCAAGGGCACAUGAAUGUGGAACGUUGUGGAACUUGAUGUGAGUCUACAAGAAAGUGAGAGAGACAUGAAGAACCGAAAGAACAACAAGAAGAACCGGUCUGAAAAAAGGGACGUCCGAACCGAUUCAGAGUGUCCUUCACAAGAAAGGGAGGAAAAGCCACGGUCUCUAGAGACCAGGACGGUCGGAAGAACCGAAAGAACGGUCGGAAAAAGAACGGUCGGUAGUUACAAUUCUAAUUAAAUUCUUAUUGUUACUAGUAGUAAGGCACUUGUUUCUAAUAGCUUCUUGUUACUACUAGUAAGGCACUUGUUACUAGUAGCGAUGCACUUGUUACUAGUAGCUUCCUACCCCCCAACCGAAAGAAUGGUCGGUUAAAGACUGAAAGGCUUGAGCUGGUCGUUCUUCGGGCUGGUCGGCGCCUGGCCGCUUUCUGCUCGCAAAUGGUCUGGCAAUGCCCACCAAACUCGCAUUUUGCUUGUGCCUAACAGCUGGAUUUCCCUGUUCCAGAAUAACAGAUUGAUGAUUGAUGUGACAAUUCUCGAGCAAGCUUUGCAGGAUAGCUGUCAAGAGACUUGUACGCAUGCACUCCAACGAAAUCAAGGACGUGAACGAGGC
Molecule: messenger RNA, 2335 nt
Organism: Durusdinium trenchii
Lineage: Eukaryota; Dinophyceae; Suessiales; Symbiodiniaceae
Source: the annotation of a GenBank genome assembly